This is a messenger RNA of Fonsecaea erecta, 1869 nucleotides long. RefSeq lists its product as hypothetical. Gene Ontology annotation, molecular function: DNA-binding transcription factor activity, RNA polymerase II-specific; zinc ion binding. Bases 1 to 1869 code for a protein of 622 amino acids. The record is from RefSeq and is a predicted model, not a curated record. The transcript has 5 exons. Gene Ontology annotation, biological process: regulation of DNA-templated transcription. Lineage: Eukaryota; Fungi; Ascomycota; Eurotiomycetes; Chaetothyriales; Herpotrichiellaceae.
AUGGCAGGUUCUAACGGACGAGAACUGGCACCGUUUCCAGAUGCUGACCAGUCCAUUGAACAACAUGAUAAGCUGGGGAGCACACCGCAGUCGCCCUCGCGCAAGAAGUGCGACGGUGGCAUACCUUGCGCCUCGUGCCUCUCCCGCAAUACCGAGUGUACGAAGGAUGAGAACGAUGACGGCCGGCGCAAACUUGUGGUGAAGCGUAGGAUAGAAACACUAGAAAAAGACCAGCAUUUUCUGGAUGAUCUGCUCAAGGCACUCCGGGUCCUCGGACCUGACCAGUUGAAUGACCUUGUCAGCAUGAUACGCACCAACGCCGGACGACAAGAAAUCAAGACUUUCCUGAAAGACGCUUUUACCGACCCUGGAGCCGUUGAUGAACAAAGCCGCCAGCACGAAUACCGAAGACAUCGUUAUAUGCUAGGUCGGAUACAAGACAUGAUAAACCCUCCGUUGCAGCUCCCCGCAAAGCCCUGGACGACUGUUACAGACGACGAUGACCUCGUCUCGCACCUCAUGUCACUUUGGUUUACAUGGGCGCAUCCUUGGUGGCAUUGGGUGGAUGAGAAGCAAUUCAUCAAGGCGAUGCAAGCUGGCGACACUUCUAGCUUGAUCUGCACUCCCUACUUGGUGAACAUGAUACUGGCAGACGCAUGCUUACUGGAUACACUGGGCGAAGACGGCGAAGAGCCUAACCUGGAGCUGCGGCAGCAGUUCUACAAUGAGGCCAAGAAGGGGCUCGAUGCUGAAGAAGGUCAUAUUUCUCUUGCAUACUUGGCGGCGCUGGGCGUUCAGUGGACAUACCUUAACACAAACGGUCAAGACCAGCUAGGCAAUGCAAUACUCUACCAGCAAGUCUUCCUGACGAAAAGCCUGGGAAAGUGGCGGGCAAAGGUCGCGAAGGACCCCAAGAUGACAGCACAGCAACUGAAUGCGAUUGACCUCUCCAGUGGGCGACUUGAAUGGACGUUAUACUGCCUCGGCUUGUUCGUCGGCCUGGCUCUGGAGGAAGUCCGACUGUUCGACAAACCACCCCGUCGGAUACCAGUGGGCAACCCAGAGACGGGAAGCACCUGUGAUGAGCACGCGGAAUGGAAGCCAUACCCACUUUCGCAUACAUCUGUGGACUGGCACCCUAAUUGCCACUAUCUCGCCUACAUAGCGCUUGCGGAGGUGAUUACUGAGGACGAGGCAUUGUACGAGGAGUACAGAAGGUCUGACCCGCAAAAGAUGGCGCACAAGUUCCAACGACUCUUCACAAAGGUGAAGGCUUGGGGGGAAUCUAUUCCACCAUGCAUGAGGGACCAAGAUAGCUGCAUGCCGCAUGUUAUUGCCCUGCACACACUCCACAGCUGGGUCAUUAUAACAAUGGGCAAACAGACUGCCGCCCUAGAAGGCGGCACAGACAAGCCGUCACUAGUUUCAACGCCCCCCUCUUUCGAGAGUGACCGCUGGAAACACGUCUGCAGAACCGAAGCCGUCCGCAUCAGCGAGCAUCUGGACCGAAUGCGCCAGAGCUGGGGUGCCGACCAUUUCCCCGUCAUAAUCAUUCAGCCCGCCACGGUCGCAGCCUUUGUGCUGCUCGAAGACCUCGACCGCCCUGACUGUCAGGCCGCCUUCUACAAGCUAUGUAUCGUGCUUCGCGCUGCGUGUCGGCGGUUCCGCGUGUGCAAGGGCGUUCUGCGCCUUUUGGCGAAGACGGCGAACGAAACCGGGGUUGCCGUCUCUGGCGGAUGUGCUGAAUUGCUUGCCGAUGUGGAUUAUUCCAACAUGAUGGAGUUGGAUGGCGUUAUGAGGAUCGAUGAUCUGGGUUUGGAUUAUUUGCUUGAGAAGUGGGAUGACUUGGAUCUUGAGGAGGCUUCUUGA